GCUCCUCAGUACUAACAUGGACUAAUCUGGAAGCAGCUUCUCCAGUGUCACCAAGGGUGCAGCCACGCCAGGCUCUGCUGAAGUGCCUUUCCUCCAAAUGUACCUUCUCAACUCUUCUUAAAUACUACAGUGCCUGAGAACACUGACACUAUAGAUUUAGUAAGUACAAGGUGGGAUAUUCUACGUUUCAGAGGAUCUACUCUUUUCUAACAAGUUCUAGACUGGAGUCCUGGAUACACGAGACGCCAUGAAGGGAUGUGUGCUGCUAGCGUUUUUGGCUUUGUGUUCUGCCAAACCCUUCUCUCGCCCUUCUUACAAGACUCUGAAGGACAUGAUGUUGAAGGAUAUGGAAGACACAGAUGACAGCGACACUGACAACUCUCUCUUUCCGACAAAAGAGCCAAUCAACCCUUUCUUCCCAUUUGAUCUGUUUCCAAUGUGUCCAUUUGGAUGCCAGUGCUACUCGAGAGUCGUGCACUGCUCUGAUCUAGGCUUGCCCUCCAUUCCAAACAAUAUUCCAUUGGACACUCGAAUGAUUGACCUUCAAAACAACAAAAUUAAGGAAAUCAAAGAAAAUGAUUUUAAAGGACUUACUUCACUUUAUGCUGUGAUUCUGAACAACAACAAGUUAACAAAGAUUCACCCAAAGGCCUUUCUAACGACAAAGAAGCUUCGAAGGCUAUAUUUAUCCCACAAUCAACUAAGUGAAAUACCACUUAAUCUUCCCAAAUCCUUAGCUGAACUCAGAAUUCAUGAUAAUAAAGUUAAGAAAAUACACAAAGAGACAUUUAAGGGAAUGAAUGCUUUACACGUUUUAGAAAUGAGUGCAAAUCCUCUUGAUAAUAAUGGGAUCGAACCAGGGGCAUUUGAAGGCUUGACAGUGUUCCAUAUCAGAAUAGCAGAAGCAAAACUGACUACAGUUCCUAAAGACCUACCAUCGACUUUACUGGAACUUCAUUUAGAUUAUAAUAAAAUAUCAACUGUGGAACUUGAGGAUUUUAAACGAUACAAAGAUCUGCAAAGACUGGGCCUAGGAAACAACAGAAUCACAGAAAUUGAAAAUGGAAGCUUUGCCAAUAUACCCCGUGUGAGAGAAAUACAUCUGGAAAACAAUAAGCUGAAAAAAGUCCCUUCGGGUUUACAGGAGUUGAAAUACCUCCAGAUAAUUUUCCUCCAUUCUAAUUCGAUUUCUAAAGUGGGAGUGAACGACUUCUGCCCAACAGCGCCAAAGCUGAAGAAAUCUUUAUACAGUGCCAUAAGUUUAUCCAACAACCCAAUUAAGUACUGGGAAGUACAACCUGCAACAUUCCGUUGUGUUUUGAGCAGAAUGAGUGUUCAACUCGGGAACUUCAGAAAGUAAUAAGUAGUAAUAACCACUUAAUAUAAAAGUUAAAAAUUAUUACAUUUGACAUACUUGAAUUAUAUUAAUAAUGGUGGUAUUAUAUACUUAAGCAAAAAACUAUUCCCACAUGAUUAAGCCCGCUGACUUACUCUAUGACAAAAAAAUUCAACAGAAUUUUGCAAACAUCUCAGUAUUUGGGAUUAAGAGAAACAAGCAUUUAUUGCAGUUUUCUUUUACAAACAAAUGAUUUUGCAUAAACCUCAUGCUUGAGCAUUCUUUCUCAGUAACCAAAAACGAAGACAUUCAGCAUUUAACUUGAUAACUGUUAUCAAGUUCUUUUUAAAAAGAGCUGUACUGUAAAUGGAAUGCCACACAUAAUAAAAUUUUUGUUCUUCCAUUUGCUGUUAGAAACCCAAAAUUGACGAUUACAAGAAGAGAACAUUAAACUAUUUCUAUGCUUUAAAUUGUAGCUCAUAUGGUACUGUAAUAUUUCUCAUAAUGAUGAAGUAUGGUUGGUAUCUUAUUUACAUCUUCAUGUCCUUGAGUCUUACUGGCUUUAUGUUUGAAACUUCUUAUAAUAGAGUUAGUCUUCGGUAAAUGCUCAUUGCCAACUAAGAAAAAUAUUCAGACAGAUGAUUUUUUUGCUAUAUACAGCACAUGUUGUUUUUUAUGAUGAUAAAACCCUGUAAGGUAUAUGGUGUUUAUAUAAAAUUUGUAACUCAGUGUUUCAUUAUUAUUAUAAGCUCUUAACAGACUUAUCAAAUCUACAUAAAGUUGUCUCCUCAAAUAUGCACAGAAUGUAAGACCCUGAAAAGCACACCUGAUCUAACUGAAUAGACAGAGCUUAAAAAAGAAAAUCCCACAGAAACUAGAAACUAUACAUAUAUAACAGCUAAUUACAUUUUCUGUACUUUCUAUUGGCAUCCAACAUAUGUAAAACUAAAAUAUGAGGACUAUUAAAAUACUGGUUUGAAAUAAA
Messenger RNA from Sorex fumeus (smoky shrew), 2321 nucleotides. It is a transcript of the gene ASPN, whose product is annotated as asporin. Bases 248 to 1360 code for a protein of 370 amino acids. NCBI's taxonomy places the organism in Eukaryota, Metazoa, Chordata, Mammalia, Eulipotyphla, Soricidae. The transcript is spliced from 8 exons. Gene Ontology annotation, molecular function: protein binding. The record is from RefSeq and is a predicted model, not a curated record.